This is a messenger RNA of Symbiodinium natans, 933 nucleotides long. Lineage: Eukaryota; Dinophyceae; Suessiales; Symbiodiniaceae. The record is from the annotation of a GenBank genome assembly.
AUGCAGAAGUCCUUUGAUCGCGAGUUUCUGGCUUCAGUUGCCAGCCGCAGAGAUCUUUGGCGCUUGCUUCUGCCCUUGCCCGGCAUCUUUGCUUUCGUGGCGGACCGGGGAGACCACGAGCUCAUGAUCAUGAAUGCUGCGCUCUCCGUGACGCUCUUCCUCAUGAGCUCCCUCCCGCAAGCUUGGCUCCUGUCAGACGUGGUGUUCUGCCUCCUUUUCGCCUCUUACAUUCCGCUCCACAGCGUCCUGGGCUUUGUCCCUCCCAGCAUCGGUGCUCCCUCUGGACCAGCGUUGGCCACACUGACAAUGGCCGCUGCUGGCGUCAACGUUUGGAUCCUGCUAGGCUUCGUUCUCAUCUCUUAUGGCACGGCGCCUUACGUCGCCUAUGCCUGGACCGUGGACCAGCUCCUUGUUUGCCUCUACGUUCUUUUUGUCAUGAUGCUCGUGGAGCAUCGGGCCACGCUUCUGCAGGGGCGAAGCAACCUGCAGCAAUCUGGCUACAAGGCCUUGAUUUCAGCAGAGGAUGCAUCUCGAGCUUCCCGCGGUCCUGUUGAUCCCCUCUCGUCACGCUACACAGCAGAUACGCUGUCUGCAACUGGCGGCGGCAACUUUGACGCGGAGGACAACUCAACACCGCCACCGGUGGAAGGACACGAGUUUGCAUUCCUGGACGGGUUGUGGUCAAGAAUCCGAGAACAAAGGUCCUCGGGGCCCAUGAGCUCCAUCUUCGCCCGCCUCACCACUGGGCAGCGGUCAGUGGCCAGCACCAGCUCUGGCCCUCGCCACCGCUUUGCUGCAGACAAGGUCCAGCAACCUGGUGCGGCCGUACAUGAGGCGCCCUUCUUUUCCGAGCGCGAGAUGGAGUUCCUCAUGUCCGCGCCAGAGAGCUUCGCCAGGGGGAUUGAGUAUGGAUCAAGAGGAACAGGGGAUUGA